Molecule: messenger RNA, 1770 nt
Organism: Ustilaginoidea virens
Lineage: Eukaryota; Fungi; Ascomycota; Sordariomycetes; Hypocreales; Clavicipitaceae
Exons: 9
Coding region: 1-1770 (589 amino acids)
Biological process (GO): lysyl-tRNA aminoacylation
Cellular component (GO): cytosol; cytoplasm
Molecular function (GO): ATP binding; tRNA binding; lysine-tRNA ligase activity
Source: RefSeq, a predicted model, not a curated record
AUGUCGGACAAUCCAACUGCUGCUGGCGAGGCUGCCGCCGCCGAGGCCGCUGCGGCCGUCGCCAAGCUUCACCUGGACGAAGUCACGGGCGAAAUGAUUUCCAAGACCGAACUCAAGAAGCGACAGAAGCAGCGCGAGAAGGAGGCCGCCAAGAAGGAAAAGGCCGCCGCCAACCCCAAGACCCAAGGUUCCAGCAACAAGAACGCCGAGGCUGCCGAGAAGGAGCUCACUCCAAACCAGUACUUCGAGAUCCGAUCGCGGACGGUCAACGAGCUACACGCCAAGGGCAAGGCCUAUCCUCACAAGUACAACAUCAAUUACGACAUCCGCAAGUUUGAGGAGGAGUUUCAGCAUCUCAAGAACGGAGAGUUGGACAAGUCUAGAAUGAUCCAGCUCGCUGGAAGAGUCUAUGUCCGCCGCUCUGCUGGCUCCAAGCUGUUCUUCUACGACAUCCGCUCUGACGGUGCAAGGCUGCAAGUCCUGGCCCAAGCCGACAACCUCGACGACAAGGCCCCAGGCUUCGAUGAACAGCAUGUCCACCUUCGAAGAGGCGACAUUAUCGGUAUCCGCGGAUUCCCCACGCGAACCAACCCCAAGACCAAGCAGGGUUCCGGUGAAUACUCUGGCGAACUCUCCAUUGCUGCGGUGGAAGUCACUCUGUUGUCGCCGUGCUUGCAUCAGAUUCCGGAUGACCAUUACGGCUUCAAGAAUUCCGAGACUCGUUUCCGCCAGCGAUAUCUCGAUCUCAUGAUGAACGAAAAGUCGAGGCAAAUCUUCAUCACACGUGCCAAGGUCGACUCUUACAUUCGUCGUUGGUUCGACGAACGCGACUUUGUCUCGGUGCAAACGCCCAUGCUCAACCCUAUCGCUGGUGGUGCCACCGCCAGACCAUUCGUUACUCACCACAACGACCUCAACAUGGACAUGUUCUUGCGCGUGGCCCCCGAGCUGUAUCUCAAGAUGCUCGUUGUGGGCGGUCUUAAUCGCGUAUAUGAGAUGGGACGACAGUUUCGAAACGAGAGCAUGGAUCUUACCCACAACCCUGAGUUUACCACUCUCGAGUUUUACAUGGCCUAUGCUGACGUUUACGACCUCAUGACCAUGACCGAGGAGCUCGUGAGCGGCCUGGUCAAGCAUAUCCAUGGUUCGUACAAGACCGUCUAUCACACCAUCAAGGGCGAGGAGAUCAAUAUCGACUGGGAGGGUCCCUGGCGCAGAAUCGAAAUGAUACCCGCUCUCGAGGAGGCCGUUGGCGAGACCUUUCCCCCUGCCGACACCUUGCACACCGAAGAAGCCAACCAGUUCUUCAAGAAGGUUCUCGCCAAGACGGGUGUUGAGUGCAGUCCGCCUCUGACCAACGCCCGCAUGCUGGAUGCUCUGGUUGGCGAGUAUCUCGAAUCUCAAGCGAUAAACCCCACCUUCAUCAUCGGCCACCCGAAGAUGAUGUCUCCUCUGGCCAAGGACUCUCGCACGACGCCCGGCUUGUGCGAGCGGUUCGAGGUGUUCGUCUCCACCAAAGAGAUUGUAAAUGCUUACACCGAGUUGAAUGUAGCUGCCGAACAGAGACUCCGAUUUGAGGAGCAGGCUCGGCAGAAGUCUCAAGGAGAUGACGAGGCCCAGAUGGCCGAUGAAACCUUUUGCCAGGCCCUUGAGCAUGCCCUGCCCCCGACCGGAGGAUGGGGGAUGGGCAUUGACCGAAUGAUGAUGUUCCUGACCGACAACUACAGCAUCCGAGAGGUUCUAGCCUUCCCUACUAUGAAGCCCGAGUAG